Carica papaya (papaya) is the source of this 3247-nucleotide messenger RNA. RefSeq names its product plasma membrane H+-ATPase (gene HA5). Gene Ontology annotation, molecular function: P-type proton-exporting transporter activity; ATP binding; ATP hydrolysis activity. Gene Ontology annotation, cellular component: membrane. Lineage: Eukaryota; Viridiplantae; Streptophyta; Magnoliopsida; Brassicales; Caricaceae. The record is from RefSeq and is a predicted model, not a curated record. Gene Ontology annotation, biological process: proton export across plasma membrane.
GCAAUCCUCCAUCCUCUGUCCUAAACCAAAUUGAAGCUGUAGGUUGCAGAGUCCUUACAUCUAUAUAUGUAUAUGCCUCUUCGUCUCUCUACUCCAUUCAUAUAAACGCAGAGAAAACUGGGAGAAGAAGCAAGGGGUGACUACUGAACUUUUCUCUUAAGCUUUCUCUGUCCUCUGCUGAGCUUCCACCAUGGGCGGCGAUAAGGCUAUCAGUCUCGAGGAGAUAAAAAACGAAUCCGUUGAUCUGGAGCGGGUUCCUAUUGAGGAGGUAUUCGAGCAACUGAAAUGUUCAAGAGAAGGUCUAACUUCCGAGGAAGGAGCCAACAGGCUUCAAGUUUUCGGACCCAACAAACUAGAGGAGAAAAAGGAAAGCAAAAUUCUGAAGUUUUUGGGCUUUAUGUGGAACCCAUUGUCAUGGGUCAUGGAGAUGGCUGCUAUAAUGGCUAUAGCAUUGGCAAAUGGCGACGGAAGGCCUCCAGAUUGGCAGGACUUCGUUGGCAUCAUUUGCUUGUUGGUUAUCAACUCUACAAUCAGUUUUAUCGAGGAAAACAAUGCUGGGAAUGCUGCUGCAGCUCUCAUGGCUGGUCUUGCUCCUAAGACAAAGGUUCUCAGAGAUGGUCGAUGGAGUGAGCAAGAUGCUGCAAUUUUGGUUCCAGGGGACAUAAUAAGCGUUAAACUGGGUGAUAUCAUUCCUGCUGAUGCCCGUCUUCUUGAGGGUGAUCCUUUGAAGAUUGAUCAGUCUGCCCUAACCGGAGAGUCCUUACCAGUUACUAAGAACCCAGGGGAUGAAAUAUUCUCUGGCUCAACAUGUAAGCAGGGUGAGAUAGAGGCAGUUGUAAUUGCCACCGGUGUUCAUACCUUUUUUGGUAAGGCUGCUCAUCUGGUGGAUAGCACCAAUCAAGUUGGGCACUUCCAGAAGGUUCUUACAGCCAUAGGAAAUUUCUGCAUUUGUUCUAUUGCCGUUGGUAUAGUCAUCGAGAUAAUUGUAAUGUAUCCCAUUCAGCAUCGUGCAUAUAGGGAUGGGAUUGACAAUCUUCUGGUUCUCUUGAUUGGAGGUAUUCCAAUUGCCAUGCCCACUGUCUUGUCUGUCACUAUGGCCAUCGGUUCCCACAGACUUUCUCAGCAAGGUGCUAUCACCAAGAGAAUGACUGCCAUUGAGGAAAUGGCAGGGAUGGAUGUUCUUUGCAGCGACAAGACAGGAACUCUAACACUGAACAAGCUAACUGUCGACAGAAACCUAAUAGAAGUUUUUGCAAAGGGGGUCGAGAAAGAGUAUGUUAUCCUCCUAGCAGCAAGGGCUUCAAGGACUGAAAAUCAAGAUGCUAUUGAUGCUGCUAUUGUAGGGAUGCUUGCGGAUCCAAAGGAGGCACGGGCUGGUAUUAGAGAGGUCCAUUUCCUUCCUUUUAACCCCGUUGACAAGAGAACUGCUUUGACCUACAUUGACUAUGAUGGAAAUUGGCAUCGUGCCAGCAAAGGUGCACCCGAGCAGAUAAUUGCUCUUUGCAACUGCAAGGAGGAUGUUAAGAGAAAGGUUCAUUCAGUGAUUGACAAGUUUGCUGAACGUGGGCUACGAUCUUUAGCUGUUGCAAGACAGGAAGUACCGGAGAAAACCAAAGAGAGUCCUGGAGCACCCUGGCAAUUUGUUGGUUUGUUACCUCUUUUUGAUCCUCCUAGGCAUGAUAGUGCUGAAACCAUCAGAAGAGCUUUAAACCUUGGCGUGAAUGUUAAGAUGAUUACUGGGGAUCAGCUUGCCAUUGCCAAGGAAACUGGGCGGAGGCUUGGAAUGGGAACAAACAUGUAUCCCUCUUCAUCUCUGCUUGGCAAUGACAAAGAUGCUUCCAUGGCAGCCCUUCCCGUGGAUGAAUUGAUUGAGAAGGCUGAUGGAUUUGCAGGAGUCUUCCCAGAACACAAAUAUGAGAUUGAUAAGUUGCAGCAAAGGAAACACAUUUGUGGCAUGACCGGAGAUGGUGUGAAUGAUGCUGCUUUGAAGAAGGCAGACAUGGGAAUCGCAGUUGCUGAUGCUACGGAUGCUGCCAGAAGUGCUUCUGACAUUGUCCUUACUGAGCCUGGUUUGAGCGUAAUCAUAAGUGCAGUGCUGACCAGCAGGGCCAUUUUCCAAAGAAUGAAGAAUUACACUAUAUAUGCGGUUUCAAUUACCAUUCGUAUUGUGUUUGGCUUCAUGUUUAUCGCUCUCAUAUGGAAGUUUGACUUUGCUCCCUUCAUGGUUCUAAUCAUUGCAAUCCUAAACGAUGGAACAAUCAUGACAAUAUCGAAGGACCGAGUGAAACCAUCUCCACAGCCUGACAGCUGGAAACUAAAAGAAAUUUUCUCCACUGGUAUCGUGCUUGGAGGUUACUUGGCUCUAAUGACAAUCAUCUUCUUUUGGGCAAUGAGGGACACUAGCUUCUUCUCGGACAAGUUUGGCGUAAGACCGAUUGGUCACCGUCCUGAGCAAAUGAUGGCAGCCCUAUACCUUCAAGUCAGUAUAGUGAGCCAGGCCCUUAUUUUCGUUACAAGGUCUCGCAGUUGGUCCUUCGUUGAGCGCCCUGGACUUCUUUUAGUCACAGCUUUCGUAGUCGCUCAGCUGGCGGCCACGUUCAUUGCAGUUUAUGCAAACUGGGGUUUUGCUCAUAUAGAGGGUUGCGGGUGGGGAUGGGCUGGAGUAAUCUGGCUUUAUAGUGUGGUAACAUACAUUCCACUUGACUUGCUCAAAUUUGCAAUCCGCUAUGCUCUGAGUGGGAAGGCCUGGGAUAAUCUGCUAGAGAACAAGACUGCCUUUACUACAAAGAAAGACUAUGGGAAAGAAGAGAGAGAAGCACAGUGGGCUGCUGCACAGAGAACCCUGCACGGCCUUCAACCACCUGAAAGUUCCAGUCUUUUCAAUGAAAAGAGUAGCUACAGGGAGCUUUCAGAGAUUGCCGAGCAAGCCAAGCGCCGAGCUGAGGUCGCAAGGCUGAGAGAGCUUCAUACUCUCAAGGGUCACGUUGAAUCGGUGGUGAAGCUGAAGGGACUAGACAUUGAUACCAUUCAGCAGCAUUACACAGUUUGAGGAGCAACACCAAUUGGGUUUGCAGCAGCCAACGUGAUGUUUUCUUUUGUUGGAAACCUCAAAAAAUAUGACGACGAACAAUAUCCAAAAAGAUGUAGAACAUUACAGUACAUUAAUAUCUCUAGGUUAGGUUGGUAAUUCAUAGACGGUUGUUUUUAUCUGAAUUGUCAGAUGAAGUAAAUCAUUUUUCUUCAUACA